Messenger RNA from Varanus komodoensis (Komodo dragon), 1110 nucleotides. It is a transcript of the gene OPRD1, whose product is annotated as opioid receptor delta 1. The transcript has 3 exons. The coding region runs from base 1 to 1110 and encodes 369 amino acids. Gene Ontology annotation, cellular component: neuron projection; membrane. Gene Ontology annotation, biological process: G protein-coupled opioid receptor signaling pathway; neuropeptide signaling pathway. The record is from RefSeq and is a predicted model, not a curated record. Gene Ontology annotation, molecular function: neuropeptide binding; G protein-coupled enkephalin receptor activity. NCBI's taxonomy places the organism in Eukaryota, Metazoa, Chordata, Lepidosauria, Squamata, Varanidae.
AUGGAGCUGUCCACCCGCCCCGGUGCUGAACGCUACCCCGAAUUUCCCUACAACAGCACCUUGCAAGACUUCAGCUCGAGUUUCCUCACGACGUCCAAUACCACCAGUCAAUCCCCGCUGAAGGACACCUCUUCCAUCAUCAUAGCCAUUGCGAUCACCGCUCUGUAUUCAGUGGUCUGCGUCGUGGGGCUGUUGGGGAACAUCCUGGUAAUGUAUGGGAUUGUCAGAUACACCAAGAUGAAAACAGCCACCAAUAUCUACAUCUUCAAUCUGGCCCUGGCAGAUGCCCUGGCCACCAGCACACUGCCCUUCCAGAGCGCCAAGUACCUGAUGGAGACCUGGCCCUUCGGGGAACUGCUCUGCAAGGUGGUCCUUUCCAUUGACUACUACAACAUGUUCACCAGCAUCUUUACCCUCACCAUGAUGAGUGUGGACCGGUACAUAGCUGUCUGCCAUCCGGUGAAGGCCCUGGAUUUCCGAACCCCUGCCAAAGCAAAGCUGAUUAACGUGUGCAUCUGGGUGCUCUCCUCUGUUAUUGGGGUCCCCAUCAUGAUCAUGGCUGUAACCAAAUCACAAGGCGGCAUCGUGAUGUGCCUUCUCCAGUUUCCUGAACCUCAGAUUUACUGGGACACCAUCACCAAGAUCUGUGUGUUCAUCUUUGCUUUCCUGGUCCCCAUCUUGGUCAUUACCAUUUGCUAUGGGCUCAUGAUUCUCCGCCUGAAGAGUGUCCGCCUGCUCUCGGGUUCCAAGGAGAAGGACCGCAACCUGCGCCGCAUCACCCGCAUGGUGCUGGUCGUGGUGGCCGCCUUCAUCAUCUGCUGGACACCCAUCCAGAUCUUCGUCAUUGUUUGGACCCUGGUGGGCAUUGACAAGAGGAACCCCUACGUCAUGGCCAGCCUGCACUUCUGCAUUGCCCUCGGUUACACCAACAGCAGCCUCAACCCAGUCCUCUACGCUUUCUUGGAUGAAAACUUCAAGCGGUGUUUCCGAGAGUUCUGCCUCCCCUUUCGGUCACGCAUGGAGCAGAGCAGCUUCAGCCGGGCCCGGAACACGACACGGGAGCGCGUCUCCACCUGCACUCCUUCAGAGGUCCUCAAUAAGUCGGCAUGA